This is a messenger RNA of Hevea brasiliensis (rubber tree), 1368 nucleotides long. Its product is annotated as protein TONNEAU 1a. The transcript has 8 exons. Bases 358 to 1149 code for a protein of 263 amino acids. Gene Ontology annotation, molecular function: protein binding. NCBI's taxonomy places the organism in Eukaryota, Viridiplantae, Streptophyta, Magnoliopsida, Malpighiales, Euphorbiaceae. The record is from RefSeq and is a predicted model, not a curated record.
UAAGGUGAGAAUCUAAGUGAGGAUUUUCUGUUGGAUUCAGAGCGGAGACGCAUUUUUCUGUCGGAGUUAAUUGGAUCUCGUCAUGCCUGUAUAAAGCUGGUCUUUUUAUUAAUUUUUUUAAAAUUACAUUUUUACUAACAAGUGGGACCCGAAUUCAAAAGCUCAGAUCUUGAAAAUGGACGGCCCAGAUCUGGUGAAAAUUUCCACUGGACCCACAUUUACCAAAAUAUGUUACCCCAAUCAUCAUUAGGCCCAUCUCUUUACCCGUGCCUCAGACACUUCUCUAUUUCAUAUCUCCCUUCACGAUAGAGAGAGGGAGAGAGAGAGAGAGUGAGCAGAGAAGGAAAGAACUCGAAAAUGGACGAUUACGCUAGAGAAAUGAUGGACCUCAAGACUCUCGUCACUCGAACUCUGGAGAAGAAGGGCGUCCUCGCUAAGAUCCGGGCUGAACUCAGGGCAAGUGUCUUUGAGGCAAUUGAAGAGGAGGAUAGGGUAAUUGAAAAGGAAGAGGGCUUACCUCCUGCAUUGUUGGGGAGCUGCAAUGAACGCGCAAAACAACUUCAUGCUUCUCCUUCAGGGAGGUUGCUAACUGCACUGAUAUGUGAAUAUUUGGACUGGGCACAACUGAAUCAUACACAUAAAGUUUAUCUGCCAGAGUGCAAUUUGCAAAAGGAUUUUUGGAAAGCUGAGUUGAAGGAAUUUAGUAGUAAGAAUGGAUAUGAUAUAAACAGAAAUGGCGAUAGUGGUCCUUUGCUUUUGGAUGUUCUUGAAGGAUUCUUGAAGUUUGAGAAUUUAUCCCAAGGAAGAGGUAUUGGAAGGAGAGUAUCAGAAGCUGAGUCCUUAUCUACCUUAGAUUCAAGGAAUGUUCGAAGACCCUCUUCAUCAUCUGUUGCUGGUGGUUUACCUCCAUUAGGAAGGCCAGCUUCUUCUCAGACAUCCGAUAGGAGAGCAGGAUCCUCCAUGUCUAGUUACAGGAAAGAUGAAUAUAAUUGGAGAUAUGACAAUGAUGAACUUCCAGAAGAUGUGAUACGAGCUUCAGCUGCACUGGAAAACCUUCAGUUGGACAGGAAGGCUCGCAAUCUAACUACAUCUUGGCGGCGUGCUGGGGAUGGAAUGAGUGAUGAUGAUGGCAGGGUCGACCAUAUUUAGCUGAACGGCGUCCUCUGUGACACUGCACUUGUAGUUUAGUGUGUAUUUUUAAUUUUAAUCUAUCAAAUGUUUUAUUGACAGGAAAAAAGGGUAGUGAUUUUAUGUAAGUCUUCUCUUUCCUUCUUUUUUUCCCCCAAAAUAUGUUGAGGUGAUUUAUUGUUUUGUAUGAGCUUCCUUGAUUUCACUUAUAUUAUGGAAUCCAUUUUGAUACUCCAUAAA